Penicillium angulare is the source of this 1044-nucleotide messenger RNA. RefSeq names its product zinc-dependent alcohol dehydrogenase family protein. Lineage: Eukaryota; Fungi; Ascomycota; Eurotiomycetes; Eurotiales; Aspergillaceae. Gene Ontology annotation, molecular function: oxidoreductase activity. The record is from RefSeq and is a predicted model, not a curated record. The coding region runs from base 1 to 1044 and encodes 347 amino acids. The transcript is spliced from 2 exons.
AUGCCUCAACAGACCGUCUAUCGACUCCCCACCAGAAACGCCAUUGAGGAUAUCACUUGCAACCAUGAAGAUAUUCCUAAACCUCUCAGCCAUGAAGUCUUGAUCAAAGUUCGUGCCAUCGCGCUCAAUUCGAGGGACUGCCAGAUCGCUACAUCAAAAUAUCCUUUCCCCAUCAAAGAGAAUGUCGUCCCAGGAUCCGACGCUGCUGGUGACAUCGUGGAAGUUGGUGAUUUAGUGAACGACUUUGCGAAAGGAGAUCGAGUGGUCGUUUGCUUUGACCAGACCAGGCUGUAUGGGCCGUCCACCCACCCCGUUGCUGGUCAAUCUGGCGGCGGCGUGGAUGGUGUGAUGGCCCAGUAUAUCACACGGCCAGCAUCCGCUGUUGUUAAAAUCCCACCCGGAUCUCCUCAAACGUAUAGUGAGCUGGCAACACUUGUGUGUACUGGAGUCACAGCCUGGAAUGCUCUGUACGGAAAUAAGCCAUUGGUGCCUGGCCAAGUCGUCCUGGUUCAAGGCACUGGCGGUACCUCCAUGACUGCCUUAGUUCUAGCUAAAGCCGCCGGCGCGAUGACAAUUGUUACCUCAUCCAGCGAGGAAAAGCUGAAAUUCGUCAAAGAAAAGUUCAACCCGGACUGGUGCAUCAACUACUCCAAGACACCUGACUGGGGAGCAGAGGCUAUGCGACUUACUGGAGGGAAAGGUGUCGAUCAUAUUGUGGAAAUUGGUGGCGCCGGAACUAUCGAACAAAGCUUGUCGGCGGUCGCACGAGGAGGUGUGAUCAGCAUCAUCGGUUAUCUUGCCCAAGGUGACCCCAAAAUGACAGCCGAUAUUCUUAUUCUCGCUCUUGGGAAAGAAGCAGUCUUGCGUGGCUUAAUUGUUGGUCCUAAGAGCAUGCUGGGCGAACUGGUAACUUUUACGUCGAGGAGGCAGUUGAGAUUCUACGUCGGCAAGGAGUAUGGUUUCACUCGGGAUGAGGUUUUGGCUGCAUACCAUGCAGUCGGGUGUGGAAAGUACAUCGGAAAAAUUUGCAUUGUUGUUGAGUGA